AUGAAGAGGAGCACACUUGUGGGACUGUUAAAUGCAAUCUCCAUGCUAACUCAUCAUGCUACAAAGAAAGGAUUUAUUGAUGCUUUGAGGCCAGUUGUUGGUUUGGAUGCUUGUCACAUCAAAGGGCAACACCCUGGGCAAUUACUAUCUGCUGUUGGUGUUGAUCCUAACAACGGCGUGUAUCCAAUAGCUUAUGCAGUGGCAGAGGCUGAGAAUUAUGCAACUUGGACUUGGUUUUUGGAACUCUUAGCUGUUGAUCUUGGCAUUGAAAAUAGCAAUGGGAUUAGUUUUGAAACAACAUAUAAAGGCUGCUGCAAGAAGUACAACAGUACAACUAUACCUUGGUUUCAAGCAGAGAUGAAAAAGCUCCAAGAUUUGUCAGAACGAACUUUUGAUUGGUUGUCAAGGCUUGAUCCAAUGCAGUGGUGUAGAUCUCACUUUAGAACACACUCAAAGUGUGACAUUCUCUUGAAUAACAUGUGUGAGGCAUUCAACAGGUCUAUCCUUGAUGUUAGAGACAAGCCUAUUAUAAUAAUUCUUGAGAGGAUCAGGUAUUACAUCAUGUUGUUGAUGGCAACUAAAAGAGAAGUUAUGGAGAAAUGGGCUUAUGAUGUGGGCCCAAGAGUUUUUGCAACUCUUGAGAAGCUUAAGCAGCAGUCAGCUUGGUGCAUUCCAAGUCUUGUUGAGGAAAGCAAAUAUGAGGUUAAGUGUUUUGGAGGAACUCAAGUAGUAGUUGAUUUGAGAAACAGAAGUUGUUCAUGCAGGCAAUGGGAUAUAACUGGGAUCCCAUGUAAGCAUGCUUAUGCUGCCAUGGGGCAGUUAAAUGGCAAUCACAUCAGCUAUGUCCAUGAUUAUUACAAAAAAGAGGCCUUCAUGAAAGCUUACAAACCCAUGGUUCAUCCAAUGGCAAGCCAAGACUUGCGGGCUAAAACAAAUUUCCCACCUUUGUUGCCACCUAAGUUUCAUAAGCAGCUAGGGAGGCCAAAGAAAACCAGGAUAAGCUCAACCUGUGAACCAUCUCCAAGCUCGAAUCCUAAAGCUAAACAUUUUCCAAGGUAUAAUUUGAAAAUCAAGUGUUCCAUAUGUACCAUCAAAAAGGCAAAAGAAGAUAGCAUAUCAAGGCAAUACAUCAACUCAGAGAAUUACAAGACAAUCAAGGCAGAAACAAGCAUCAUCUUCUACACAAUCAAGGCAAAAACAACCAAUAUUAAUCCAAAAGUAGGCAUGUUAAUCUAA
Molecule: messenger RNA, 1236 nt
Organism: Prunus armeniaca (apricot)
Lineage: Eukaryota; Viridiplantae; Streptophyta; Magnoliopsida; Rosales; Rosaceae
Source: the annotation of a GenBank genome assembly